AACAUAUUCUGCAAGCAAAUGUUCGCUAGUGUGUGCGUUAGUGUUUUGAAGGAGGAGGAUAGUUGCAAAAGAAAAUGUUCAUGAAAGCGAAAAAAGUUUAAUAUUUUGGUGUAUGUCACCAGGAGUAGUAGAACGAAAAAUCAGUUUUAUAGUCAUAUAAAAGUGGUGAUUCAAUCUGAAAAUAGCCUGACGAUUAUGCUGUUGGUGUAUUGAACGAAGUUCCAUCGGUAGCUGGCCGACAGCGCCGAAUUGGAAAGUGGAAGCGCAACGUGAAAGUUUACCUACAAGGGCACAGUGGAAAAGUUUCCGCUACAUUGCGAAGAAGUGUACUGCUGGACAAAACUCGGCUUUCAUUAAUCGGCAAGCCGCAGCUCAUUUGUUACAGAGAUCAAGCUCACAUCUACCAUCCGACGGGGUGUGGAUAACUGCAGUUAACCAUCACGUAAAUACUGCCUGAUGCAGGUGGAGGCGAAGCACAGCCGAAAGUUGCGAAAAGUGGGACAAAACCUGCUCCAUUAGUAUAGUACGUCAACGGGAUAACUUUAGAACGUAAUCGACAAAUCCAGUUCACGGCAAUGACGUCUGUCCAAAGUCAGGAGGACCUUGAGGCGCGGAUCGCGCGCAUCAAGAAGCGUAACGAGGAAAUCGAGAAGAAACACCGCGAAGCCGAAGCAGAUCGAUUGAUGGCCAUGAAGGAGAACGCCAUGGUAGAAAUUAAACCUCCGAAAGACAAUGACUGGCCACGAGAGCAUAAAUACGAUAAAAUUGACUUCACUUACGAUUUGGAUGCGAACGCUUUGGCAGAACUUGAAGAAAAAAAGAAAGAAAAGAAUGCAUUCAUUCAAAAAAUUGCAAAGGAAUACAAAGUAUUUGCUGAGGGUGAAGGACCUCCCCCUGAUCCGGCAUACAGUUUCCUGGCGGAUGUGGAACGUGAUGGUGAGAAGUCAUUACCAACGAAUUUAGCUCUUGUCAGUAAAGGUUCAAUCAAGAACAAUUUCGAGCGUAAGAAUCCAAACAACCGAAGCGGUCGUCUCGGAAAUGGCACAAUGCCCAGCAGUAAUCGAGGUGGAAGAGGUGGAGGGUGCGUCGGAAAUAAAUGCAGCUAUAAUGGUAAUCUUCAGAGGUCCUUAUCGACUAAUGAGCAUGACGGACGUCUAAGACCGGAUCAUGGUCGGUACGGGCAUAACAGGACAGCCGGUGGAGUCGGCCCGGCAGAAGGUAGAUGGCGCCGUGAUUGGGAUAUCGAUAGGAGCAAGGAUGAUUGUUGUAUCCACAAUCAAAGUAACAGCUUCAAGGGAGAGCCAAAUUUAACCGUUUCGGUAUCACAGGAUGGAGAAUUUAAGAGUGUGAAAGUAACAUCACCACCAAUAAUAGGUAGUGGUCGGGUUGGCCCGCGUCAACCGGCGAAACCACAAUUUCAAUUUCAAACGACAGGACUGCAGGAUCACCAUGGCGGAAAGCCAUCGCAUCACCGAAACAAUAGUGAAAAUUUCAACCGAAAUGUCCCGGGACGUAAGUCUGAUAAAGAUUCAAAGCGUACCGCAAAGGUAACUGGGCAGCAACAAUCGGCAAGCAAUAAAGCAGGUUGCACUGCUGGAAGUGUGCAGGAUCGGCUAAACCGUAACAGAGCAGCUAACAGCGAUCGGAAUGAUAAUUCCGUAAAAACUUGCACGAAUGGAAGCAAUGAAAGUGGUCCCCACACUUUGGCAAAAACAAACGCCACACUGAAAACGAUUUCAAAAAUAAUCGAGAAAAACGCGGAAAUCGACGAAAAGCUAGCCCGUCAGAUGCAUCACGAGAACGAGAAGAUGGCUAGUCGAAUGAAGGAGCUUCGCAUGCAAGACGGAGCCAAUGGGCACAUGGGGUAAGGCAAGCCCUGAUCAGAGGAUACUUUUCUUAGGCUUCGUAACCCACGAAAGUAACCAAUAUGGGCCUGUUUGCUCCUGAAAAUAACACACGCUAGCGCUGCUAUAUUACUAGAUAAUGUAAAUGGUUUUUUUACUAUGAAAAACUGUACUCAUAGACGUGGCAGCUUUUCAACUACCCCCGAGCCCAACGGAUAUUGAGAGAACACUCAACUUAACCCAGUGCACGAAUUUUUUCUAGGCUACGUAAUUUUCAACUGUUGGCUGGGCGGCCAAUCAGGCAACAAUCAGUUUUAUUCAAUGGAUACUACUCUAUUUAUUAUUUAUAAUCAGUUUAUGUAGUUUUAGUCCGAAUGAAACGAACUUCUGCAUAUUUAACUGUUUCAAAUUAUCAUUGAGAUAUGCAUGUUAUAUUUUAACGUUUAUUUUACCCAAAUACGUUAUACGAUCCGAAGCAUUUAGUGUCCUGCCUGCUUGUUGAGGCGAGUUCAAAAUUUAUUUCCGGAAAAUGUAUUUCAUUUCUCAGUUUUUAUUAGUACGAUGAUAAAAGAAACGAAUCCAUAAAUGUUGAAAAUAUAUAUCACGUAACAUUUGAUGAUAAAAAGUA
Wyeomyia smithii (pitcher-plant mosquito) is the source of this 2472-nucleotide messenger RNA. RefSeq lists its product as uncharacterized. Bases 576 to 1868 code for a protein of 430 amino acids. The transcript has 4 exons. Lineage: Eukaryota; Metazoa; Arthropoda; Insecta; Diptera; Culicidae. The record is from RefSeq and is a predicted model, not a curated record.